UGUAAACACAUUCAUAAUGGAACAUGGUGCAAAACUUUUGAUAUUUACAUUAUCUGGAUCAUGUCAGCUUACAUAUGCUGGGAAAACCCAUGGCUUUAUACGUUCUCUCUAGCAUAAAUCGGCUUGCACACAUCACACAGGGGUGCCGUGGUAACAAGUAGAUUGGGGAACACAUGCAACAACAACAACAUCACUUAACAGCGGAAUAUGACAGUUUCCAUCCAGGUAAUGGUUUGGUGUGAAGGAGGUUGAUCUAGUGAGAUAUGCUGCGCAUAUGUGAGAGGAGACUAUUACUAUGUUAUCUGACGUGUAUGUUUAUCAUUGUAUUUUGGAUGCUAUCUAGCUGUGUGUUUUAGAUUGAAAGGCCUAGCCAGGCGAGACUUUUUUCAUUCAUAUGAUAGGAGCCAGGUUUAUGAGUAACGGAAGCUGGACGAUCUGACGUGGAAAUAUACCUAUAAAGAAUAUUUGUGUUAUAAUAAUCUUACAAUAGGGCUUACCAGGACUGAGGACUAGCCACAACACAAUCAGGAAGAGACAGAUCAUGUAACACAGCUGAAGAAAUCUCUCACAAUGUGGAAGAAACAUGACUGUUCAUUCAAAUCAUCAAAGAUCAGGACAAUCUAUAUUAAUGGCCCUGGUCAAAGUGGUAAAGCAGAGGAAUGGUCAAGGCUAAAGAGUAUGGCAGCAGAGUUAAAACAGCAAGAGCUUGAAUUGUCACAGAUGAAAUCAGACUUAGAAAAUGAGAAGAACGCUCUUCAACAAGCAGUGGUUAAGUUGAGACAGAAGUAUGGAGUGGAUGCUGUCAGUGAUUUCAGUCUGAACAAGAAUUUGCCAACAAUAUAUGCCAUAACACCUACAUAUGCCAGAUGUGAGCAGAAAGCUGAACUCACAAGAUUGAGUCAAACAUUCCUCCACAUUCCAAACUUUCACUGGAUAGUCAUUGAGGAUUCUGAGACAAAGACAAAACUGGUGACAAAUUUCUUGAAAAAGUCUGGUCUCAGUUUUACACACUUGAACAUUCUUACACCACCUGAUUAUAAAAUGACGGAGAAUGAUCCAAACUGGCUGAAACCACGAGGAGUUUUACAGAGAAAUUUGGGUCUCAGUUGGAUACGGGAAAAUCUUGGGAGACAAGAUGUGAAAGGGGUGGUAUACUUCGCUGAUGAUGAUAACACAUACGACCUUCAGAUAUUUGAAGAGAUGAGAUACACAAAGAAGGUGUCUGUAUGGCCAGUUGGCUUGGUGGGAAAGCUGCGCUACGAAAGGCCCAUUGUACAGGAUGGAAAGGUAGUGGAAUGGUUUACAUACUUCAAACCACAACGUCCAUUUGCUAUGGACAUGGCUGGAUUUGCUGUGAACCUACAAACCAUUUUAGAUAAUCCAAAAGCUGAGUUUAGUCUGCGGGUGAAGAGAGGCUAUCAGGAAUCAGAACUGCUGCGCCAUAUUGUCACCAUGGAAGAGUUAGAGCCCUUGGCUGAUCAGUGUACAAAGAUUCUUGUGUGGCAUACGAGGACAGAAAAAUCUAAACUAUCUAAUGAAGCCAAGUUAAAACGGUCAGGAAGGGAGUCGGAUCCUAAUAUUGAAGUAUAGCGCAAUUUUAUAGGGAAAUGAAGGGUUACCCUGCAUGGGAUAGUGCUGUACUAGAUCUGUAAAUGUAUGUGUGAAAGGCAUGGUAAUUUAGGAACUUCAGCCUGGAUGACUCCAGGUUGAGAUACAGGCUCAGUUCCAACCUUGGGCAGAGAAAUGUGGAUUGUGCCACUCUCAUAGUUCAUAGUGGAUUUGUGAAAAUUAACUGUCGUCAGAAUUCCAGUGGAUGUCAUCAGAUGGAGGCAGUUUUAAAGGUUUAACACUGCUGUAGUGGUGUUUGUUGUGUAACUUGAUACUGCUGUACCUUGUUUCACACAAAGUCAAAUCCUGAAAAUCAUUGUGCGGCAUUCAUAGCACUUGACGAGGAAAGAAACAAGGAUUCAGCAGAAUCGAGUUUACAUACACAGCAAGCAUGAAGACGAAGUCUAAAGUCUGUUCUACCCCCAAAAUUAAGAAAAAGUGUAAAAAAUGGCAUAUUUUGUGCUACUGUUCUCUCCACCCUUCCGCAGAGGUCAUGAGUUUUAGGCCAAUUAAGGUCCAGCAAAGUUGUUGACCUAAAGCUGCAUAUGAAUGGAAUGGUGUUUGAUUGUUGCAUGCCACAUGUGUAAGAAUGUAUUAAGCUUUGUAAUAACAAAAGUGAUAUCUGUAAAUGAUGUGAAGUACAUGUAGUACUUUUUUGACUACAUAUGAAUCUGUAAACAAGUUCAAAUCUAUCUAUUUGCACUAAUGGGGUUAGCACACCAGCGUGGCGCAGUGAACCAUCAGCCUCUCCUCAGUGCGGUUGCUGUGAGUUCUAGUCAAACUCAUGCUGGCUUCCUCUCUGGCGGUGUGUGGGAAGGUCUGGCGGCAACCUGUGGAUGGUUGUGGGUUUCCCCCAGGCUCUGCCUGGUUUCCUCCCGCCAUGUUGCUGGCAGGUGUGAAAUAUUUUUGAGUACAGCGUAAAACACGAAUCAAAUAAAUAAAUAAAUUUGUGCUCAGUAAUGAACAGCAGGACGGAGUAUUAUUCGGGGAGGUAAACAUACCAGCCUCUAUGUUGCGUGACACACCUGAUGUUGUUUGAAAGCUCCUCUCUAUUUAAUAUGUAUAUUUGCUCACGGCCCCAAACUUACAAAUAAAUAAAAAUUUAAUAAAUUUAAAUUCUUGUAGCAGACAAACAGUGUGUGGAAAAAAAAAAGAGAGUUCAUUUAUUUGAAUUAGCUAGACUUGAGAUGUGAAAUUUCUGUAAGACUUGGUCUUACAGUCUAAGCCUUGGUGAGCAUAUUUCAUCUUCAGUGUGAAGGAUAAUGUUAAAGAACAACAUUUUUAAAAAUAUGGUGCUAUGGAACCUUAUUUUAAUGUGCAAUAUGUGAAUAUUUCAGUUCCGUACUUGUUUCUCAUCUUUUUACAUAUAUAUUUCUUCCAACGUAUUUCACACCUGUAUUUUCCUAUCGACCAUGCACAUACGUAAUGCGUGACGGUUUCAGACCUAAAUUAUUCACUUGCCAGUGCAUGCAGUCUGAUACUUGUGUAAUUUGUAUUGUUAUAUAUGCCAUAUGUGAUUAUGUUGUUUCUCAUUGGUCAGAUUUGCAUUUGAAUGUAACUACAGCAAUGUAGAAGCCGCCACAGCAUAGUCGCAGAAAAGCAAUAUACUCAGGUAUAAUAAACA
This is a messenger RNA of Liolophura sinensis, 3232 nucleotides long. Its product is annotated as galactosylgalactosylxylosylprotein 3-beta-glucuronosyltransferase 3-like. The record is from RefSeq and is a predicted model, not a curated record. The transcript is spliced from 7 exons. Gene Ontology annotation, biological process: chondroitin sulfate proteoglycan biosynthetic process; carbohydrate metabolic process. Gene Ontology annotation, molecular function: galactosylgalactosylxylosylprotein 3-beta-glucuronosyltransferase activity. The coding region runs from base 571 to 1590 and encodes 339 amino acids. Gene Ontology annotation, cellular component: Golgi membrane. NCBI's taxonomy places the organism in Eukaryota, Metazoa, Mollusca, Polyplacophora, Chitonida, Chitonidae.